Closterium sp. NIES-65 is the source of this 2895-nucleotide messenger RNA. The record is from the annotation of a GenBank genome assembly. Lineage: Eukaryota; Viridiplantae; Streptophyta; Zygnematophyceae; Desmidiales; Closteriaceae.
AUGUCCUUAGAUUCGACCAAGCAAAGCGGCCAGAGGCAAAACCAAGCAGCAGUUUUGCCAGAAACGGCGCCAGCAUCGCCUUCAAUAUCGGUCCUAACCAACUCCGAUGUGGCUGACGUUUCCGAAAAUGCUGAUGCAAGCUCCAAGGGUUCCUCUGGAAGGCAGCAGCGUGGUGGCAACGUCGAAGCGCACAGCAGCAUUCCGGACCCCCGCAAGUCGGAGAAAGGAACCGUGACCACUUCAGCAACCCCGCAGCCGCCGCAUCAUCACGGCUCGACAUCUUUAUCGCAGCCAAAUGAAACCCGGGAACACCCAAUCGCAGUGCCGCUUGCAUCCAUCGAUUCAGCCACUCUCCAGCAACUGUUUGAACGUCUCGUUAGUAGUAUGGGGCCAGCGCGGCCCGACGGACAGACACUGUCUGGAACAACCGACCUCUCCAACGUGUCGCGUCAACCGCUGGCGGCGGCGCCACGGAACACGGAGGCUACAUUCAACAGCUUUGCUGUUCCCAUUGUCGGAGCGCUGGUAGCACCCGAUCAAAUCGAAUCAAAUCCAGCCGGCGGCGGCGGAAGUCUGCGGUUCUACUAUUUCACCUUCCCCAACGGUGUGUGCGGCUUCUUUCAAGCUGACGGACAGACCACUGGCAGUUUGGUAUCGACACAUGCAUCUCCGCCAGAGCCGACCAUUGGCUCCAACUUGGGAUCCGCCAACGUCAGUUAUUUUCCAGACAGUCAAGCGUCAACGGAUGUCAGAUCAUUCGGCGAUGGGUCAUCCCGGCCAGCGGCGUGUGGCGGCUCCGAGCAGACUGCGGCGUGGGUUGGCGUGGGGGGUCAGGGAGAGAUGCGUGUGGGGAAUGAGGGAGGGAUGCGCAUUGCGGAAGGCCAAGAUGGAGAGAUCCAGAUCACCACAGCGCCGAUAUUACAACUGGUGGCGGAGUGUAGCCAUCCACCGUACGCUCCUCUCGGUGAUAUCGGGCAAGACCAGUCCGUUGAAGUAGCAGUGUCGUCAUCGUUUCACGCAGAUGCUGAUACGAUGGAUAUGGCCCCGCCUGGAGGGAGCGGCUGUAAUGCCAUUGUGCCUUUUGAACCGGAAGGAGCUACUGAAAUGCUUGAGAAUGAUGCUGGUGUGAACGCCGACUUUCACUGCUUGAUGGUCCCUCACCAGAUGCCUGUUUCGUCCAUCACCCCCGGCGCCGCUCCCGAGGGCUUGCACAAUACAAGUGUGGCAAGUGAUACCUGCCAGCACAGCAGGCUUAAGGCGGCUGAACCGGACCGGGAACCUGCUGGAGUGAACUGUCUGCCCUCUGCUGAUGUGCUUGCUACCACUGGUGGCACUCUGGAGGCGCAGGCCGUCACAAGCCUUCUUACCCCUUGGGAGGCUCAGCAGCUGCUUGCUGCUGCUGCUGCUGCUGCUGCUGCUGCUGCUGGGACGAACGGGCCCCAUCGUUCCACAACGCUGGACUCAUCUCACUUGCCUGGCUCCCUAGACGCUCCCCACCCCCCGCACUACCUUGUACAGGCUUCAGAGUUUCCUGUCACGGACUCUCCCAUCGCCAGAGGUGCUGCUGCCGAUGCUGCAGCUCCUUCUGCUGUUUAUACUGCCACUCCUUCUGCAGCUGAUGCUGCAGCCGUCGUUGCCGCUGCUGCCGAUCGCACUGCUGGUGCCGCUGAAUGCACGAAUGCAGAAAGCUUGCUCAUGGGUGGGUGCGACGACUUCACAUCCCUGUUGCUCAUGGACCCUUUCAGCCUCGUUGACUCGCUGUCGCUGCCCUAUCCCUUCGCCUCCUUGGACUCCUUGCCUUCGGCCGCCAACGCGCUGAGAGGAGACUCCCCGAGAGGGGAUAAGCCGACAGGGGUAUUCUCGACGGCUGCGCAAGCAGCAGCUUAUGGCAGAGAGGGAUCAGGAGGAGAUCUUGCAGGUGCUGCUGGGGUGGGACCAUCAAGCGGACAGAACGGAGAUGCGGAGGUGGGAGAGGGGCUGCCACAGGCGAGCUUGGACUUCAUGGCACAGGAGGAGCUGUUUCAGGCGCUGCUGCUAGAGGAGGCACCAGAGAGUGCUGCCAGAAGGCUGUUGAGUGCCACGUGUGGUGCGGUGAUGCCUGCUGGGCCAGCCAUGAAUCAACUGGGAGAUCCUUCUGGGAAUCUCACUGUGAAUCCGUGUGGAAAUCUCAUUGGAGAUCCAUCUGGAGAUCCAACGGUCCACAGCAGCCUGGCGUUCCGCGAAGCCGCUAGCGCACCAGGUGCGGAAACAUGCGUGAUGCCACGAAACGCUGGUGAAUCCAGUGGAACAGGGGUUGCACUUCCAGAUGAAGGGAGGCAGGAGGGAGGCAAGCAGCAGAAGAAGAGGAAGAAGACACAGACGAAGGCUGAGGUGGUGCCAUCAAUGCAGGGUGGGCAGAAGGAUGCUGCUGCUGUGAAAGUGGCCUUCUCUGAAACCACGAGCACCCCAGUCGCUGAAGCAUGCACAAUGCCAAGAAGAACUGGUAGUUCUAGCGAUACGGAGGUUGCACUUGCUGUGGGCAGGAGUGAAGCAGUUUUGAAGGCGGCCGUGGGAGGUGCUGCUGCGGCAGUGGGGAGGGAGGAGGGAGGCAAGCAGCAAAAGAAGAGGAAGAAGGCACAGAAGAAGGCUGAGCUGGUUUCAUCAAUGGAGGUUGGACAGCUGGAAGGAGCUCCUGUGAAGGUGGCCCCACAGGCCAAGAAAGCAAGGAAGCAGAAAGGUUCACAAGACUCCAAGUCCCCUGGCCAGGGCAACAAGAUAAAGGACAACAUCCAUGGAGUGCGGCGGUGGCUUGGGACGUUCGGCACGCCUGAAGAGGCAGCCCGGGAGUAUGAUAAGGCAGCAAGGGAAAUCAGAGGUGAAAGCACCCGCCGAACCAACUUCCCCUUACAGAAGUAG